Messenger RNA from Condylostylus longicornis, 1601 nucleotides. RefSeq names its product doublesex- and mab-3-related transcription factor A2 (gene dmrt99B). Gene Ontology annotation, biological process: sex differentiation; regulation of transcription by RNA polymerase II. The record is from RefSeq and is a predicted model, not a curated record. Bases 30 to 1601 code for a protein of 523 amino acids. Gene Ontology annotation, cellular component: nucleus. The transcript is spliced from 4 exons. Gene Ontology annotation, molecular function: RNA polymerase II cis-regulatory region sequence-specific DNA binding; ubiquitin binding; DNA-binding transcription factor activity, RNA polymerase II-specific. Lineage: Eukaryota; Metazoa; Arthropoda; Insecta; Diptera; Dolichopodidae.
UACAUAAAAACAAAUUAAAAUCAAUUUCGAUGAUGAGUUUACCAAAUGGUGUCGAUAUGUCAAAUUUAAUGUCACAGCAUCCAGUUUUAGGAGCUUUACCUCCAGCGUUCUUUUUGCGUGCCGCAUCAGAAAGAUAUCAGAGAACGCCAAAAUGUGCCAGAUGUAGAAAUCAUGGAGUUGUGAGUGCACUUAAGGGUCACAAAAGGUAUUGUAGAUGGCGAGAUUGUGUUUGUGCAAAAUGUACAUUAAUUGCUGAACGACAACGUGUAAUGGCAGCGCAGGUUGCUCUUAGACGUCAACAGGCACAAGAAGAGAAUGAAGCACGUGAAUUAGGAUUAUUGUAUACAGUGCCACCAUCAACACAAGUACCACAACAAUCAUCACAGAAUGGUCAACAAACUGGCCAACAACAACAUCAACAAUCAAAUACACCAAAUGGUGAUAGUAAUAAUGGUAAUGGACAACAUAAUACACAUUCAAGUGUUUUUCAUUCUGGUAUACCAUCACCACCAAGUGAAUUAGAUGGUAAUUCACAGAGAUUAUCACAAUUUAGUGCUGGCUCUGGUUGUGGUGGUGGUAAUGAUUCUGAUUUAGAUUCAAAUCGCAUAAGUCGAUCAGAUCGUUUAGGAAUAACAUUUUCACCAGGCCGAACAGAUAUUGAAAGUCCAGGAUCAAAACGUGCUCGACUUUCAAAUGAAACCGAUCAAGAUACUGGCUCAGAAUCAUCACCAAGUAGCCCUCAUAAUAUUCAUAAAAAUAUUUCAUUUAAUUUACCUGGGCAAUUAUCACCGGCUAGAACAACAGGAAGACCUAGUUCACCAGAAUCAGAUUUAGAUGUUGAUUCAGCUCCGGAUGAAGCUACACCAGAAAAUCUUAGUUUAAAAAAAGAUGAUUCAACAUCCCCUCCUAAUACACCAUUAGAUAAUUUAACACUUUUGAGAAGUCACCAUCACCAUCAUCAACAUCACCAGCAGCAUCACCAUCAACAACAGCAACAACAACAACAUCAUCAUCAUCAGUUACCACAUCACCAAAAUGGAACGAAUACACCAAAUUUAUCUCCAGCGGCAGCGGCGGCUGCAGCUGCAGCUGCAGCAAAUAUUGUUAAUAGCACCCAAGGAUUUAUACCAUAUCAUCAUUCGCAAUAUUUGAAUAGUCAAGGAAUUACAACAGCUGCAGCUACUGCAGUAGCUCAGCAACAACGCUCACCAGUUGAUGUUUUACUUAGAGUUUUUCCAACACGACGUCGUACCGAAGUUGAACAAUUGUUACAACGCUAUCGAGGCGAUGUUGUUCAAUGCAUGGAAGCAAUGUUAUCUGGUGAAGAUAUAGUGCAAGCAAUGAAUAGUAUUGCUCCAGCACCAUCACCACCAUUUCCACUAAAAUCUGCAUUUUCACCACUUGUGCCACCAGCUGCUGUAUUCGGUUCUCCAACAAAUCGUUAUUCUUUUAUGCAAGCACAUGCAAAAAGAUUUUUGGCAGCUCCAUAUACCGGAACAGGCUAUUUGUCUUCAAUUAUUCAAUCAGAAAGUGACCAAUCUGAAUCAAAUGGUGCUACAACAGAUCGUAAUAGUAAUCCUGGAGAUGGCCGGGAAGAAUGA